CCUCCCGCACUCCGGAGGGAGAGCCGGCCGGGCGGGGCGGGAGGGUCGGGCGGGAAGGGCCGGGGAGGACCCGGGGGAGGGCCGGGGCCGGGCGCGCGCCCCCCGCCGCCCCCCGGUCGCGCAUGGCGAUCCGAGUCGUGCGGGCGGCGGCCGGGGCCGUGAGGAGAGCCUGCGGACCGUGCAGCCCGAGCCUGGGACCGCGUCUGCUCCGCUUGCCCCCCAUGGCCGGGAACGUGGAGGCCCCCGCACCCGUGGGCGCCCGGCCGGAGCGCGACCCGAAGGCCCGGGGUGGCUGGCGGGGCGGGGCCAGGAUCUGGGAGGAAACGGAGCAGCAGGCGAAGAAGCUCCGGAGCGCCUCGGACGCGGAGCAGCACAGGAAGCUGCCCAAACGGAAGAUCGUGCUGCUCAUGGGCUAUUCCGGGAAGGGCUACCACGGCAUGCAGAGGAACGUUGGGUCCUCACAAUUCAAGACCAUCGAAGAUGAUUUGGUGUCUGCCCUGGUCCGGUCGGGCUGUAUUCCUGAAAAUCACGGUGAAGAUAUGAGGAAAAUGUCCUUCCAGCGGUGUGCCCGCACUGACAAGGGCGUGUCCGCGGCGGGCCAGGUCGUGUCCCUGAAGGUGUGGCUGAUCGAUGACAUUUUAGAGAAGAUCAACGGCCACCUUCCUCCUCACAUUCGGAUACUGGGACUGAAGAGGGUCACGGGCGGCUUCAACUCCAAGAACAAGUGCGACGCCAGGACCUACCUGUACAUGCUGCCCACGUUCGCCUUCGCCCACAAGGACCACGACGUGCAGGACGAGAGCUACCGGCUGAGCGCGGACACGCUGCGGCGGGUGAACGCGCUCCUCGCCUGCUACAAGGGCACGCACAACUUCCACAACUUCACCUCGCAGAAGGGGCCCCGGGAGGCCAGCGCUCGGCGCUACAUCCUGGACAUGUUCUGCGAGGAGCCUUUCGUGCGGGAGGGCAUGGAGUUCGCGGUGAUCAAGGUGAAGGGCCAGAGCUUCAUGACGCACCAGAUCAGGAAGAUGGUCGGCCUGGUGGUGGCCGUGAUCAAGGGCUACGCCCCCGAGAGCCUGCUGGAACGCAGCUGGGGCGAGGCGAAGGUGGACGUGCCCAAGGCGCCGGGGCUCGGCCUGGUCCUGGAGCGCGUGCACUUCGACAAGUACAACCAGCGCUUUGGCAACGACGGGCUGCAUGAGCCGCUGGACUGGACCCAGGAGGAGGCGGGGGUCGCGGCGUUCAAGGAGCAGCACAUCUACCCCACCAUCAUCAGCACCGAGCGCCAGGAGCGGUCCAUGGCCCGGUGGCUGGGCACCCUGCCUGUGCACGACUUCGACGCCACCGCCCACGCGGCAGCCGGCCUGGGUGCCAAGGCACCCAGCCCCCUGGGAGACAGCGACUGAGGCGGCGGCCGGCCCACGGGUGCAGGGGCAUCCUCGCCGACCCAGGGAGCCGCGCCGCGGCCCCGCAGCCUCAGGGUCCCGAGACCUGCGUCAGGUUGGGUUCCGUCGCCGGCAGGACCUGUCGCGACUCUGUUUCCGGCUCGUGCAGUAACCGCUCACACCUCAGCACGGAAAGACACUAUUUUUUUAAAGAAGCAGUUUUCUUAUUAAAUAAGUACAAACUUUGCCUCAGGCA
Molecule: messenger RNA, 1641 nt
Organism: Panthera uncia (snow leopard)
Lineage: Eukaryota; Metazoa; Chordata; Mammalia; Carnivora; Felidae
Gene: PUS1
Product: pseudouridine synthase 1
Exons: 6
Coding region: 123-1406 (427 amino acids)
Biological process (GO): mRNA pseudouridine synthesis; tRNA pseudouridine synthesis
Cellular component (GO): nucleus
Molecular function (GO): pseudouridine synthase activity; RNA binding
Source: RefSeq, a predicted model, not a curated record